CACAAAACAUGCACCUCUUAUCCCACAAAACCCAAAUCUGACCAGUGGCAGUUCCGUACUUUCAACAAAAGUCCACGUCACUCUGCCCGCCUUAUAAAUACCGUCACUAAAUUUCACAAUCUUCUUCGCUGCUCUUUAUGUUGUUUCAGUCUGAGCUCGCAAGCCAUUUCCGAUUGACAAUUUCCCGAGAAAAUCACAUUUUCCGGAAGAAGGUCGGGAAGCUCGCGAAGCUUGAGAAAUUCGAAAAUGGCUCCUCCAAUCCUUUCCUUGGUUCUGCCCUCCGAGACUGGUCGAGUUCUGAGUAUUCAAUCUCAUACAGUCCAGGGAUAUGUGGGGAAUAAGUCAGCUGUAUUUCCCUUGCAACUAUUAGGCUAUGAUGUGGAUCCAAUUAAUUCAGUCCAGUUCUCAAACCACACAGGAUACCCAACUUUUAAGGGUCAAGUUUUGAAUGGACAACAGCUAUGGGAAUUGAUAGAAGGCCUUGAAGAAAAUGAUUUAUUAUACUACACUCAUUUAUUAACAGGUUAUAUUGGUUCAGUUUCGUUUUUGAGCACUAUAUUGGAGGUUGUCAAUAAACUUCGCUCUGUAAACCCAAAACUUAAAUAUGUCUGUGAUCCAGUGAUGGGUGAUGAAGGAAAGCUCUAUGUCCCUCCAGAAUUGGUAUCAGUAUAUCGAGAGAAGGUUGUCCCAGUAGCUUCAAUGUUGACUCCCAACCAGUUUGAAGCAGAACUCUUGACUAACUUGAGGAUUGAGUCUGAAAAGGAUGGUCGUGAAGCUUGUAACAUUCUUCAUGCUGCCGGACCGCCAAUGGUUGUGCUUACAAGCAUAAAUAUCAAUGGUAAUCUUUUUCUAAUUGGUAGCCAUCAAAAGGAAAAGGGUCUGUCUCCUGAGCAAUUCAAGAUUGUGAUUCCUAAAAUUCCUGCAUAUUUCACGGGAACAGGAGAUCUUACAACUGCACUUCUACUUGGGUGGAGCAAUAAAUAUCCUGACAACCUGGACAAGGCAGCCGAGCUUGCUGUAUCAUCCUUGCAGGCCCUUCUACAGAGGACAAUUAACGACUACAAAAGUGCCGGCCAUGAUCCCAAGUCAAGCAGUUUAGAGAUUCGAUUAAUCCAAAGUCAGAACGACAUUCGUAACCCCGAAAUUAAAUUCAGAGCCGAAAGAUACACUUAAAAUGGUUGAUAUGUACGGGACAUGGUAUAUGUAAUUUACCAUGAUCGUUUGAAAACUGUUACCCAAUGCUAUCACCAUGAAAGUUGGAUACAUUUUCUUUUCUUUCGAAAUAUGCACAUGGAUAUAGGCAGAGAUGUAGCCAACUGACAGAUGCUCAUCUUUUUUGUUCCAUAGUUGUUAGGGCUUCUGGUUUUGAUACUUUUGGUGGGGCAACAAUUUGGACAAAUUUACUGCUCUUGGGGUAUCCGUAUUAAGGAUUGUUAAUUUUUUUUUUUGGGCGGGAAAAAAAAAAUUGCCAGUCAGUUGAAGUGAAAAGUAAACUCCACGUUUAAGUGACUUUUGACGCACAAACAUGUGGAUUUUAUUAACAUGAAAAAUUAUAUUUACAUAUUUAAGUCGAUUUUU
This is a messenger RNA of Prunus persica (peach), 1578 nucleotides long. RefSeq names its product pyridoxal kinase. Gene Ontology annotation, molecular function: pyridoxal kinase activity. The transcript has 13 exons. The record is from RefSeq and is a predicted model, not a curated record. The coding region runs from base 247 to 1173 and encodes 308 amino acids. Gene Ontology annotation, biological process: pyridoxal 5'-phosphate salvage. Gene Ontology annotation, cellular component: cytosol. Lineage: Eukaryota; Viridiplantae; Streptophyta; Magnoliopsida; Rosales; Rosaceae.